Molecule: messenger RNA, 7755 nt
Organism: Phasianus colchicus (ring-necked pheasant)
Lineage: Eukaryota; Metazoa; Chordata; Aves; Galliformes; Phasianidae
Source: RefSeq, a predicted model, not a curated record
GCGCGGGGCGCCUCGGGGUGCCGCAGCCGUCCUACGUCCUUCCGUCCGAACAGCUCUCCGCGCCGCCGCUCCGUGCUCCGGCACCUCGGCACCGAGUAAGGGCGUCCUCGGGCAGCGGGGUUCCGCGCGCGGUCUCGGCCUCCUCCUAGGAAUAGGGCUGUGAAGAUGCUCCGCCAGCAGAGUAGCGUGUGAAGCAGUGUGACCCAUGCUUCAGGCAGCCCCGCGGAAGUAGCGCUCUCUCCUCCCGGAGAGGCCUAACAUGCAUGUUAUGAAUUGUCUCUCCCUGGCCAAUGACAAGGAGAAUGGAGCUCUCUCGGUGGCGGCAGGAUUGAUGAGCGAGGACCCGCCGGCCGCCUCCCCGCCACCCCCGCCGCCAUGCCCCCCAGCAGAGGCACCCCCUGCUCCGCCGCUGCCCCCACCGCCCCCUCCGCUGCCAGGGCCCGGCCUGCCGCUGCACCCGCAGCUGACCAACGGGCACGACAGCCACAGCAGGAAGAAACGGAUGCGGAGUUUCUUCUGGAAAACCAUCCCUGAGGAACAGGUCCGGGGCAAAACCAAUAUCUGGACGAUUGCUGCAAGGCCACAGUACCAGAUCGACACUAAGACAAUCGAGGAGCUCUUUGGGCAGCAGGAGGAAACCAAGCCGCCAGACCCGAGGAGCCGGUCAUUAAAAGCUUCGUUUAAAGAGACUAAAGAGGAGGUUUCCAUUUUGGAUGCAAAACGGAGUAUGAACAUUGGGAUAUUUCUCAAACAAUUCAAAAAGUCUGCUGAAUCCAUCAUUGAAGAUAUCUAUCAUGGAAGAAGUGAGCCCUAUGCUUCUGAAUUGCUGAAUGAAUUCCUUAAAUUAUUACCAGAAGCAGAGGAGGUGAAGAAAUUAAAAGCCUUUGAUGGAGAUGUAUCAAAACUGUCUCAAGCCGAUUCCUUCAUGUAUUUACUAAUCCAGGUGCCAAACUAUGCUCUUAGGAUUGAAGCCAUGGUGUUAGAGAGGGAGUUCUCACCCUCCUGUGCUUCUCUACAGGAUGACAUGAAAAUUAUAAGACAGGCAACAAAAGAGUUAAUGACUUGUGAGGAGCUGCAUUCCAUACUGCACUUGGUCCUUCAGGCUGGGAAUAUUAUGAAUGCGGGAGGGUAUGCUGGCAAUGCUGUUGGAUUUAAGCUGUCAUCACUGCUCAAGCUGGCGGAUACAAAAGCCAACAAACCUGGGAUGAGUCUGCUGCAUUUUGUUGCGCUGGAAGCCCAGAAGAAAGAUGCUGCUCUUCUCAACUUCUCAGAGAAAAUUAGGGAUGUUCAUGAGGCUGCCAGGUUAUCCAUUGAUAAUGUAGAAGCCGAGCUCCACUCACUCUCUUUCAAGACAAGAUCUGUGAAAGACAGCAUUCGACGAGACCCAAAACUCUUUUACCAGAUGGAAAACUUUCUGCAGUUUGCUGUGAGACAUCUAAAGGAGCUAGAACACCAGAAGCGAGAAUUAGAAAAGGAAGGAAAUGCUCUCAUUGACUUUUUCUGUGAGGACAAAGAAACUAUGAAGUUGGAUGAAUGUUUCCAGAUAUUUAGGGACUUCUGCUUAAGAUUCAACAAGGCUGUUAAGGAAAACAGGGAACGAGAGAUCCAGGAACUUCAUCAUCUGCAAAGGCGAAAGGAGCUGGAGGAGAAACGUCGAUCCUGGGCUGCUGGAGAGCUUGGAAGCUUUGGACGAAGCAGUAGUGAAAAUGAUGUGGAAAUGUUGGCCAAAAAAGGACUCGAAGAGUUUCUUCCCUUCUUGCAGCAGAGACCUCAAAGUCCUUCAUACAGAAACCCCAAUUCCAAACGCUCUCGACUUUCUCUGGGGAUUACUGCAGACAGAGAGCUGCAGAGUUUCCUGGAAAUUUCAAAAGAAGAGGAUCCCAAUAAAUUUAACAGCCUUCCCCGUGCAAACACCCGACAAGUAAGACCCAAUGUAGCCUGGACUGAAUCCAAAGAAACUAGAGAUCCCAAUUUAAAUACCUUGCACUUACACCAACAGUCUGAAACCAAAGGGAAAAAUAGUGAUCUGCUGCAGUUGCAUCCAGCACAGUCCAAUCACUUUGGUGAUUCAACCACCAAUGUCCAUUAUCCACAGCGAAGCACCAACUGCAACAUGCAUGCUUCCAAUGCCUCUUGUGAGGAGUCUGCUGAUAUAAAUGCUCUGGCCCUUGCAAUUGAGGAGCACGAACUUGUUAAAGGAUUAAGGAAGUUUGAUAUUCAAGGAGCAAAGCCAGCAGAGGAUACGCCUCUAAUAUAUUUAGAGGAUGUCGGUGGAACAGAUGUGGAGACUCUAGAUGAUCUAAGCUUGCAUUCCCUUAGCACUGCUGAUGACGAUCUGCCUCCACCUUGCAGAAGCUCCAGAGAGGCCCACAACCAUAAAGGCAAGGCAGUGGGUUGCAAGAGUGAAACUUCAGAGCCUGGCAGCAGCAGCCCUGUGUCAAUGGACACAAGUGUUUCGGGAAGUAGGGAAGAUGGGCCAAUGUUCUAUGUGUCAGAUACUACCACUGACUGUUCUUUGACACUGGACUCUGAAGAGGGGAAUGAUUUUAAAUCAGCAGGCAAUGAAGUAAGAAGUGAGACUGGCAAAACACGCUCUUCUGUGAAUGGUGCUCAGUACAGGCCUAGAACACUCUUCCCAAACCUAAAUUCAGCUUCUGCCAAGGAUCUGUCUCUUCAUGCUUCCACAAAUGAUAAGGAUGAUGCCAACAGCAAACACACGCUUUCUAAAGAAAAAUCUGUAAAAAACAAAGACCCUGUAGGACCAAAGAGAAACUCUCUGAAAGACAGAUCUCCAAGUUCCUCAAAAUCCAGUGGCACUCGCCCUAGCCACACAACUUCUUCCAGACCUGUUAGAACUUUGAAUGCCUCUGAGAAUGAAAGUAUGAGGAAAGUGGUGCCUAUUUCUCGGUCAAACAAAGCACCAAGCAGUGUGAAAAAGCCAGAAGCCAAGCCAGUGCUUCGUGAGACUAGUACAGUGGAAAGCCGCCUGUCUCGUCGCAGCUCUGUCCGAGGCACUACAGACACACUGCCAAGAAGUCCUUACAGGCAUAGCAUGUCAGUAGAAGAGCCAAAGUUACAGAGGGGGACUGUCACCUCAAGCAGUGCUCAUUUUGAGAGAGACAGAGUUGCUCUCAAGAAGCCAGGCUCUAAACCUGUUAGGAGUACUGCAAAGUCGAAGACGGAUGAGACAAAAAUGUGUCGCUCCAGCGUAAAACCCCAGACCCCUGUAGAUGACACCAAAGUUAGCCCUGUCAGUGCUCCCAAAACGCCAUCCAGUGUCCCCAGCUUUGCAAGGAAUACAGUGGCUUCUUCUUCAAAGCGUGCAAAAGUGGAUCUCUCCACCUCGUCCAAACCUCCAAGCAUCACCAGAUCUGUGUCUCAGAGGCUGCCUAAAGUGAAGCCAGCAGCAACCUCUGAUGAUCUGAGUCCAAAGGAGAAUGGAGGGAGUACUUUAAAGAGAGCGAAUAGUGCCAGAGUGUUUGGAAAAAGCAUCCCCCAGGGAGACACUGUCAGCACAAAAGCAGAGACUUCACCAAAGGAGCAGGGGGCUGUGGAAAAGUCCUCUCUUAAACUGAAAGAUGCAAACCGGACCACAAUAGGUAAAAUACUAAAGCCGUUACUGAAGUAAGGAGAGGUUUUUUAAAUUUUGGAAUGUCUCUUGCACUGGAUGUCUCUGUUGAGGAAUUCCUUAAAGCAGUAACAUUGCUGAUAAGUGGCAUCACGUGCUCUUCAACGUACCGCACACCACUGGAAAAGGGCAACUGGUUGUGUUCUGGUCUAAAUCCUCUGUUAAGAAUUUGAAUGUGUUUGAAGAUACUGUGAUGGAAUAAGAGUGUAGCAGCAAGUGUUUGAGCAUUUGUGAUAUGGAAGGUCACCAAAAGCCAAAAAGUUUAAAGAAGUUAAGCUAUGGGAUGAAUUCCUUUGUGACAGAAAACAUGGAUAAAGGCCAGUUUUUGUGUGCAUGAAAUUCUUCCUGGGGCUCAAGCAUUUGUGUUGGUUGGUUUCUUAUUCAACGUCGGAGAGAAUCCUGUGGAACAGUACUGAAAAUGAAUGUAGGUGAUUGUGCUUUACAUUGUUUCUACUGCCUUGGAUUCAGGAACUCUUUUUUGCCUGUUGCAAAGUCCAUUGCUGGCAAUUGGACAGGCUGGGAACUGCUGGCCAAAAAAUAGUAAAACGGGAUUAUUUGCUGUUUGUGGCUGUCUUUAACCUAACUGAAGAAUUUUUAGCAUGUUUUAUGAAUGUGUACGUGUGUCUGGAGAAAACUUUCUGCUGGCCAGGAAGCUUAUUCUCCAGGAAUGUGGCAGCAUUGUCUUGCAUGCACAAGUAGAUAGGGCUGGUGCUUCACGGCUGGAGGCCGUGCCCAUUGGAAGGGCCACCAGUAACCACUGGGAUGAUGACUACUCCUCAUCUGACUUGUUCCAGUCACAAGCAAACUUGCCAGCGUUUGGUCAUACAGAAGUGCCAUAUAUUUAUGAUACAUAUCAAGGAUGUUUGCAGUUCAGCUCUUGAAGGCUGCAUUGUAGUGCUGAGCACUUUCUUACUAUUCCAUGUUUCCACUGGUUUAUGUACUACCAAAUUACUUGAAUGUUGCAAUGGCUCUGAUUGAGCCAUCGGUUUCCCUGCCCCCUCCUCUCCUUGUCAACAUGAAUAUUUAGCAUGAAACACGGAUCUUACGCAUGACAAUGUUUUUGUAGACUUCCUUUGUUACUUCAAAUGUGGUUUUUAAUGUUUAAAUGCUCCAAAGGAUGACUUAAACUAGUAUUUGAUAAGCUUUUUACAAAUAAAAACACCUCCUUUUUCCUGCGGAUACAAAUUUUCAUGUCUUGCUGGUCUAAGGUACGGAGAAUGAGGGAGAACUUGUUCAGCAUGCUAUGCAUAUUCCUAAGGGAAAUGUUUGUAGGUGGGGAAGCUGAUCACUGUUCUCCUGAGCAUCCUAUUUAAAGAGUUGCCUUUCCAGUCACUCACAAAUGAAGCCUCAUUUAAUAAUAAAAACAAGAGUAAAAUAAAAAGGAAAACUCUUCAGACAAGUGGCAUUGACUUAGGGUAGAUCUGCUUCUCCACUCUAUCCCUCAGUGCUGGAAGUGUAUAGCUCAGUGAGAAUGAGCCGUUUAAUUACUCACGUGCAUCUCAAGGGCUAGUAUCGGGGACAGCUACCUUUGUCUUUUGAAGUUGGCAAGGGGCCCUUAGUGUUUCAUGAUGUCUUACUGCAGACAUUGUACCCAAACACAAAGUAUUACAUAGGGCCUCUUGUUUGAGUCUGUCCCACGGGGAGAAUUUAUAUAGCCCACUUUUUGGCAAGGGUGAAUUUUUGCUCGAAACCCUGCAUAAGCUUUUUGAAUGCUGCCUCCCUUGUGGGUUACAUGAAAGAAAAGCAUCUCCCUUCUCCUUAUUUCUAUCUGUGUGUAUGUAUGCACAUCUGCGAGAGCAGAUGAUUGACUCUUCUCCUUUAUUAAGAAAAAAAAAAAAAAGCAACCAAACUUUUAUUGGUAGCAAGCUUGAAAAAUAAUUUAAAUGUGUUUUGGUAUAUGUAAAUUUCUAUAAAUCUGUGUAAAAGAAAACUGAAUGUAUUUAAUGGAACAUUUAUACAUUUCGGAGUAACUCAGUAGUUUAAUAAAGUUCCCAUUUACUGGGUAUAGGCUUGCAUUCUUCUCCUUCUUGUUGUACUUUGGGCUUUGGUCCUGGAGAUCCCCAACAACUGGAGACCGGUUGUAGGUACCUGUGGGAAAAUCCCCAAAGAAAAGGUUUUGCAGCAGAAAUUCUGGCAUUUGAAAUAGGAGGCUUGUUUUUGUACUUAGAUGUGUAUUUCAUCUUUAGUUUCUGAAUGUUCCUGAGGCAGGGCUUUCUGCACAGGCCCGGGUAGAACAUGAAAGGUAUUAGGUGGUGGAUGCAGCGCCUCAUGUAUGCGUUGUGUGCUGUGGCCAAAACGAAUGUUCGUGGCAGUAACAAGUCUGGAUCUGUCACUAUCUUCAUGCCUUUUAGCUUAGCACACUUUAUUGGGAAAUCCCAGUUUACAGCUCCCAGGGCUUUGCAAAUAAAGAACAGCCUGUUUUGCAGGAGCAGGUGGUGAUUUCUGCACUGUAAUUCUGAAGUUUUACCUUCCAUCCCAUUCUCCUGUGAUUUUUAUUCCUGCUUUAUUGCAUAAGAAAAAAAAAAAAAAAGAGAGAGAAGAAAGGCAGCCAGCCUCCUUGUCCUCAGGGAGUACUUCCUCCCCUCUGCUAUGGGAAUGGUUUUUGGACUGGAAUUGCUGCUAUUUGCAAACUCGUUCAGCCCCUGACUUUUCUCGUUGGGUGAGUGCGGCUCUCCCGCACGGAGCAGCACGCACCUGCUGUCUGCCAGCACUGAGUGACGGCUGCUGAUGGAAUCUACGUGGGAAAGCCCUUCACCAUCAAAAGGUGUGUCUCAAAAGUUGGUUUUUCCCUUUUUAAACUUCAUUUUUAUUUCAAAAGGGUUUAUGAUUACCAAUUCAUUAUUUAAACUACCAGCUGUCAGAAGCAGCAGUGCCCUGUAGGUUUAAUUUCCCAUGUCUUGAGAUUUUCCCAAACGCUAACAGGCUGUGGGGCUGCAGGCGGGUUUGAAGAAAGACACGAGAGCUUUUUUUGGGCUUUGUUGUGCCGAGCAGUGGGUGCUUGUCAUCAUCAUCAGAGGCGAGUCCGUCUCCUUUGAUGGAUCUCAGGGUGAUGGUGAAGUCGGGGAGCCCGGGGAGACAUGAGGGCAUCUGGGGCUGUGGAGCUGCUGCAGAUUGCGAGAUAGGGGAGCGAGCUGUGGGAGGAGAGAUGCUGAUUCAUACUUGGAGGAAUUUAAUAUUCACAUCUCAUGUGGGAACUGCAUACAAAUGAGGGGCUCACUGUAUCCCUCGUUACAACAGCUCAUUAAAUUAUCAGGAGAGACGGAAAGAUUUCCCAUCACGCCUCCCACAGCGUACAAGUCCGGACUAUGUCAUUCAAAAUAACCCACUGGUAUCUCUCUCAUCUUAGGCUCUGGCUGUGUGGAUGGAUGCGGAGUACUGCCCGUUGGCUCUGACCUAGCCAGGCACAAGUGAGCUCUGGAUUGGGAGUGAAUCACAGCACGUGCUGGCUGGCCACUGACCCCGAGUUGUCCUGUCCUGGCUGGAACUGCAUCCCCACGUGCUGGGGAGAGCUGUCCUCCAGAAGGCGUCUUUGUUGCUGCUGUGAGAAUGCAAUCCCGGCGAGAGGGGCCCAGCUAAAUGCAGCUCCUUUCAAAUUUGGCCACUCAGUGUUUUCCAUUAGCUUGAUACAUGCUGUUUACAUCCUACUGCUGCCGGUGCCAGAGAUAACUGCCUUGGGAACAGCUCCCUGCAGGUAUUGUUAGCAGCUGCUGGAAACAAAGGCGUUUGUUUUAGCCACGUCACUAUCUAAACAGCCAGAAAUAGAUUGCUUUUUUUAUUGCUGGUAAGCCAAUAAAAAUCGGUCUUGUUCUCCUGGCCAAAAGAUGCCUUCUGGAAAUCUUGCGUGCUGAGAGGGCUGGCAUCUGUGCAAACAGCCCAGCAACAGCAAAGAGCAUGAUGCUGAGGCAAAGAAUGCGUGAAGGACUCUCGUGGCAACCAAGCAUUUCUCCUCCACGUGUCAUCACCACCAGCAUCCACUGCUUGCACUUGGACAGAAUUGCUUCCAGCCAACACCAUGUGGUUCCUUGCCGCAUAGUUGGCUUCUGUCUCUUUCUAGGCUGAAAGCUGAGACUGCAGAACACUCACCAUCUCAGCUAGGAACUUAACUCUGAUUUUAAAAACAAAUAAAA